Molecule: messenger RNA, 303 nt
Organism: Leptosia nina
Lineage: Eukaryota; Metazoa; Arthropoda; Insecta; Lepidoptera; Pieridae
Source: the annotation of a GenBank genome assembly
AUGAUGAUUACUACGGAUAUAGUUUUCAUCCUAAAUAUCAAUACGUUAAAUUCAACGGUACCUGAGAGUGAGACGACCACGACAAAGACACAUAAACUGGUGAUACCCUUCCUGGCCACACCGAAAUGGAAGACAAUGAUGGACUGGAGAAGGCUACGCCAAGAUACAGGGAUAGCAGACGAAAUAAAUAAACGGAAGUUAGUACCAGGACCACACCAUUACGCGUCGUAUGAGAAAACUCCAGUUAAUAAAAUUUCAUCAGCCGACGAAAUCAAAAAUUUCGGCAAUUUAUUUUUUGUGUAA